Messenger RNA from Lactuca virosa, 2802 nucleotides. Lineage: Eukaryota; Viridiplantae; Streptophyta; Magnoliopsida; Asterales; Asteraceae. The record is from the annotation of a GenBank genome assembly.
GGACUAGCUAGACCUGAAAAUAGAGAGAAACCUCCUCGGUUGUGUUGCGCCGCCUCAUAAGACAAUAAGAACCUCCACUUGCUGUCCGACACCGUAGAGAGAUGGCGGAGACGAAAAGGAAGAAAACCCUAGCUUCUACAAACAGUUUAAAGAGAAGAAAGGGAGGAGAUAAAGAAAAGAACUGGAAAAAGGGUCCCCAUUUACCCAACGCAUUGCAAAAAGAGCUUAAUUCCCUAAACCCUACAGAUAGAAGCGACGAAGAGAUCCACUCCGAUGACGACAUCGAUGUUUAUGAAUACGAAGAAAAUAUCCCUGAGGAAGAGUCGAAGAAGAACCGCAGGUACGACCCCGUUGAUAACUUCGAGUAUGAACUCCCCAAGGAUUUCGAGGAUGAAGAUGUAGCCUCUGAUGAUGAUGAGGAAGAAAAGGGAGACAGUGAUGAGUACGAUGAGGAAAAGCAUGCAAGGAUGUUACAGGAUAUUACUGGACUGCCUGGCGAUGCUUUUGAAGGCAAGAAGAAGAAAAAAGAUGUGGUAAUAUUUGAGGCAUACCCGGAGUCUGAAUAUAAUCCGAGCCGUGAUGUGUUGGAUGGUGAUGGGCGCAUUACUGUUGAUGACCUUCUAAAUCCCCUUCAUGGGAAACCCGGAUUCAGCAAAAUAAGAAAAGAUGUGCAGCGAAUGGAUAAAAAGUCCAUGUCCAUACAGCCUCCUCUUCCAAAACCACAGCAACAAAAAAUAGAUAGGAGAAGUGCUUAUGUGUAUUCAAAAAAGAAACUUCAUGAAUAUGAAGCAUUGGUGAAGAAAAAUAGAGAAGCACCAACCAUCUACUUUGAUGAAGACAUAGAUGUGGGAUAUUCCACUGUAGGGGCAAUAGCUUCUGAGUUUAGGCCCAGGACUGAGUUUGAGAAGAAAAUGGAUUCUUUAAUUAAUGGUAAAGAACUCUCAGAGGCACAUAAGGGUGAUGGUGCAAGGCUUCUACAACUUAACAAGGUGUCUCUAGAAGAUGUGAAGGAACGCCAGGACCGACUUUCUAAAAUGCGUAAUCUUUUAUUUCGUCAUGAACUCAAGGCCAAAAGGAUUAAACAUAUAAAGUCCAAAACAUAUCGCCGUUUGCUGAAGAAAGAUAAAUCAAAAGCCACUGAGAUUGAAAUGAAUCCGGAAGCUGCUAAAGAACUUGCAGAGAAAGAGGAAUUUAAGAGGGCUGAGGAACGUAUGACUCUAAAGCACAAGAACACUUCUAAAUGGGCUAAGCGCAUUAAGAAGCGUGGUGUUGAUGUCCAAGAUGAUGGAACACGGGCUGCUAUAUCAGAACAGCUUCAGCAACAUGCUCUUUUAACUCGAAAAAGGAAUUCCAUGCAUGAUGAUGAGAGUAGUAGUGAUGACAGCACAGAGGAUGAUGAUGAUGACAUCUCAGGAGAUGAGGACGAUGCAUCCAAACUAAAAUUGUUAGAGAAUGGAAAGAAUAGGACACUUGAAGUGUUAGGGGAAGAUGAUGAUGAUGAUGACAUGCCCAAAUCAGGAGUCCUUUCUCUACCUUUCAUGGUUCGUGGGCAGAAGAAGAAAAAAGAGGCAGCCGAAGAAGAAGCCAGGCUUGCUUUUCAAGACUAUGAUUCAUCGUUGAAGCAGUUGGAUGGUGAUGAGGAUUUCAAAGACAAUGCAGGAGCUUCUUUGAGUGGUAGAAAGGUAUAUGGUGGUGCACAAAAGAAACAGGUUCCACAGUCCAAGAAGAAGGUUAAGGCUAACACAGAUAAUUACUUUGACAAUAUGGAUAGUGAAGAUGAUGAUGAUGAUGAUGAUGAUGAUGAUGAUACCAUGGAUAAACAUGGGAGAAUGACUUAUACACAGAAAGAUGUCAAUAUUGACCCUAAUAUUCUUCGAGAGGAGUCGGAGAUCGGGCAUGAUCCUUUGUUUAAGAGCUUUGAUGAUAUUGAUAAAGAUGAAGGGCCUAAGAUCGAAUAUGAAGUUUCUUUGUCCGCAACCAAUUCUUUAAAGAAGAAGAGGAAUAGGAAAGAUUGUAAUCAGAUAAAAGGCAAGAAAUCACAGGUUGCAGAAGUGGCAUCUGACAUAGAGGAGCAGCAUGGAGAUGAUGAUGAUGAAGGUGGUAUCGUGGAUGGAAUCAUAACAUCGGGGACGGAUUAUGAGUUGCCAUCACAGGAUGAUCUGAUAAGACGUGCUUUUGCGGGUGAUGACGUGGAGGAAGAUUUUGAGAUGAGCAAACAAGAGAUAUUGAAUGAGGAAAACCCGGAGCCUGAAAAGCCGGUGUUGCUUCCUGGAUGGGGGCAGUGGACUCAUAUACAGAAAAAGAGAGGGCUGCCGUCUUGGAUGUUGGCUGAGCAUGAGAGAGCCAAAAAGAAGAGGGACCAGGACCUCAACAGAAGACCCGAUGCACAUCUUAAGCAUGUAAUCAUAUCCCAAAAGCUUGACAAAAAGGCUGAGAAACUGCAGACAAAGGUGUUGCCAUAUCCAUUCAAGGACAAGGAGCACUUUGAACGGAGCAACCGUAUGCCUCUUGGUCCAGAGUUUAACCCUGCAACAACAAUCGGCUCACUUAAUCGCCCCGACGUGGUGAAGAAGCCUGGUGUCAGCAUAAAACCAAUCAAGUUAAGGAAGCAUCAUUGACUGACUUGAACAGAAACAUCAUCAUGCCAAUCAGUUUUGACUUUUGAAUGGGAUCCAUCAGAUCACCUGUAAUUGUAAUUCUUUCUCUCGCUUAUUUUUGCAGUUUCUCCGGAUUUUGACAUGAAAAAACUACAAGUUAUGUAAUCUUUUGAUUUGUUAAGUGAGUUGGAGCUUUUAUUUUUGC